GAGGGGGCGUGUACUUCUCCCCGUGGAGAUCUACGUCCGUCCUGAGCUCAGGGAGGGGAGAGGAAGGAGGGGGCGUGUACUUCUCUCUCCCCUUGCUCUGCCCUCCCCCAGCUCUAGCUUCGGAAAUUGUCGGAGAGCUGGGGGAGGAGCCGACGCAAGGAUUCACGGGGGCACAAAAUUCCACCGGACAUAAAGCAAUCAGCUCACAAAGCCUCACAUCCUCCAUUGACCGCUUUUAAGGGGCUUUAACUCGCUCUCGACGCUGAUUGGCUGCAGUGUUGCCGAAGAUGAUUGGUUGACCAAAAGAAAAUCAGUUGGGAUGGGUGGGCGUUAACACUUAACGUCAUGACGCAGAGAGUGGGAGGUACGUAAAGCGCGCAUGUGACAUCAUCCAGGAGACCGCCGCUCGUUGGUGACGUAAAGUAAUCUUCCCCGUGCAAAGCGGCGACCUACCUGUGGCUCCUUCAUCCAUCGUUUUGUGGUUUUGACCUGUCACUCGCAGCAGCUUCGGCACAAUGUACAGGUAUAAGAUAACGCUAAAGGAUCGUCACCAGCUCUACAAGCUGAUCAUCAGCCAGCUGCUGUACGACGGACACAUAAACAUCGCCAAUGGCCUGAUCAGCGAGAUCAAGAUGAACACGCUGUGUGCCCCCUCUGAGCAGCUGCUGCACCUCAUCAAAGUGGGCAUGGAGAACGAUGACAGUGCCGUGCAGUAUGCCAUAGGCCGCUCAGAUACAGUGGCUCCUGGUACAGGAAUCGACCUGGAGUUUGAUGCCGAUGUUCAGACCAUGUCCCCGGAGGCAUCAGAAUACGAGACCUGCUACGUGACCUCCCACAAGGGCCCGUGUCGUGUAGCUACAUACAGCAGGGACGGACAGCUGAUCGCAACUGGUUCUGCCGAUGCUUCCAUAAAGAUCCUUGACACAGAGCGCAUGCUGGCCAAGAGCGCCAUGCCAAUAGAGGUGAUGAUGAAUGAGACUGCACAACAGAAUAUGGAGAACCAUCCUGUCAUCCGCACGCUGUAUGACCAUGUUGAUGAAGUCACAUGUUUGGCAUUCCACCCCACUGAGCAGAUUCUGGCCUCUGGCUCCAAAGACUACACCCUGAAACUCUUCGACUACUCUAAACCAUCCGCCAAGAGAGCAUUCAAGUACAUCCAGGAAGCAGAAAUGCUGCGCUCCAUCUCUUUCCACCCGUCAGGAGACUUCAUCAUAGUGGGCACUCAGCACCCCACGCUGCGCCUCUAUGACGUCAAUACCUUCCAGUGUUUUGUAUCCUGUAAUCCACAAGACCAGCACACAGAUGCCAUCUGCUCGGUCAACUACAACCCGUCUGCCAACACCUACGUUACUUGCAGCAAAGACGGCAGCAUCAAACUGUGGGACGGCGUCUCCAACCGUUGCAUCACCACCUAUGAGAAGGCACAUGACGGGGCCGAAGUCUGCUCUGCAAUCUUCUCCAAAAACUCUAAAUACAUUCUGUCCAACGGCAAGGACUCUGUGGCCAAGCUGUGGGAGAUCUCCACUGGCCGCAUGCUGGUCAAGUACACAGGUGCUGGGCUCAGCGGAAGACAGGUGCACAGGACCCAGGCUGUAUUCAACCACACAGAAGACUAUGUCCUGCUCCCUGACGAACGGACGAUUAGCUUGUGCUGCUGGGACUCCCGAACAGCUGAGCGACGUAACCUUCUGUCCCUUGGACACAACAAUAUUGUCCGCUGCAUUGUCCACUCUCCCACCAACCCUGGAUUUAUGACCUGUAGCGAUGACUUCCGUGCCCGGUUCUGGUACCGAAGGUCAACCACAGACUAAAGAAACCAAUCCCAGAACAAUUGAUGGGAAAAGAACUAAUGCAGGUGUAGUUCCUUAAUGUAGAGAGCAGCGAUGCCUCCAGCUCUCCCCUGCCACAGCUUUAUCUAAGAAAGGAUUUUUUUUCCAUGAAUUUUCUUAACUCUGAUCUCCAGGAUCAUCCAGAAACAAACAAAAUGCACAAGGAGUGUGGGAUACUGGAGAUAUCGUAAUGAACCUCUGUGUACUGAUGAAUUGUAUUGUACACAGAGUUUUCCACCCACCACACUACCAGGCUGGGACGAUGUUACAUGAUCUGUACAAUUGUUUGAUGUUUCAUGAUAUUGCUGUUUAUUUCCUUCCCUCUUUUUUUUUUUUUUUUUCCCCCCCCUCUCUCCUUCCCCUUAAAAUAGAUUCUUCUCAAACCUGUUCAGGGAGCAUUUUGACCUCUUGCGGCCUGGUAAUCCCAGGGUCGAGAACUUUUUUUUCCCCUGUACAGCGUCAUUACUAGCCACUGUGCCAAACAAAUUGCAUUGGGCUGUUACAGGAGCUCUACCCUUUGUUUUUAUACAUUCUAGAACUCUAAGUACCAGUGCAUUAAUGGGCAGAGCAUGACACAGGGAUUUAGAGAACACCAUAGUCAGGCUCCGAUCCCUCUGGCAAUGUUCUAGGCAUUACAUAGGUCAUAGGGAUUACAUAACCUGUGGCUCUUGAGCAGUUGUAAAACUACACCUCCCACCACCACAUAUGUUGUAAAACUACAACUCCCAAUCAUUCCCUGGCAGCUGCAGAGUCCCUGUUUCGGGAACAUUGGCAUAAAAUAUCAAUUUUU
Hyla sarda is the source of this 2619-nucleotide messenger RNA. It is a transcript of the gene CSTF1, whose product is annotated as cleavage stimulation factor subunit 1. NCBI's taxonomy places the organism in Eukaryota, Metazoa, Chordata, Amphibia, Anura, Hylidae. The transcript is spliced from 6 exons. Bases 516 to 1811 code for a protein of 431 amino acids. Gene Ontology annotation, cellular component: mRNA cleavage stimulating factor complex. Gene Ontology annotation, molecular function: protein binding; RNA binding. The record is from RefSeq and is a predicted model, not a curated record. Gene Ontology annotation, biological process: mRNA 3'-end processing.